GUGAACUGCUUAGACUUUAUUACCCCAACAACAUUAUUUUAUUUAAAACAAACAAAAACGAAAAGACAAAAUAAAACUCUUCAAAUUUCGGGUUUUAAAGAUCGAUCAGUGUAUAUUCUCUUUCCUUUUUUCUUCUCCAUAUUUACCUUAGAGAAGAAAAAAGGGGUUUUGGGUUUGAGUUGUUAGGGGAUUGUUGGUGCUAUGGCUACUGCGGAAGCCCUUUAUGUGAUUCCUUCAGCUGUUCUGCGUAACCUUUCUGAUAAGCUCUAUGAGAAGCGCAAGAAUGCUGCUUUGGAGUUGGAAGGGAUUGUUAAGCAAUUGGCUGUAGCGGGUGAUCAUGACAAGAUUAUAGCGGUAAUCAAUUUGUUGACACAAGAAUAUACCUACUCGCCUCAAGCUAAUAACCGGAAAGGAGGGUUGAUCGGAUUGGCUGCCGCGACAGUUGGUUUGACCUCAGAAGCAGCACAGCACCUUGAGCAAAUUGUGCCAUCAGUCUUGAAUUCUUUCUCGGAUCAAGAUAGCAGAGUUCGAUAUUAUGCAUGUGAAGCUCUCUAUAACAUUGCAAAGGUUGUGCGAGGAGAUUUCAUUGUGUUCUUCAAUCAGAUUUUUGAUGCUUUAUGUAAGCUUUCAGCCGAUUCAGAUGCCAAUGUGCAGAGUGCUGCUCAUCUUUUAGAUAGGCUUGUCAAGGACAUUGUCACGUAUUGCGAUCAAUUUAGCAUUGAAGAAUUUAUUCCAUUAUUGAGAGAGAGAAUGAAUGUCCUCAACCCUUAUGUCCGCCAGUUUCUCGUCGGUUGGAUCACGGUUCUAGACAGUGUUCCAGAUAUUGAUAUGCUCGGGUUUCUUCCUGAUUUUCUUGAUGGAUUGUUUAAUAUGUUGAGUGAUUCCAGCCAUGAAAUACGGCAACAAGCUGAUUCUGCACUUUCAGAGUUUCUACAAGAGAUUAAGAACUCUCCAUCUGUAGAUUAUGGUCGCAUGGCUGAGAUACUGGUUCAAAGAUCAGGUUCACAGGAUGAAUUUACGCGGCUGACUGCUGUCACUUGGAUAAAUGAGUUUGUGAAACUGGGUGGAGACCAACUUGUCCCUUAUUAUGCUGACAUUCUGGGUGCAAUUUUGCCUUGUAUAUCUGAUAAAGAAGAGAAAAUAAGAGUCGUUGCACGUGAAACGAAUGAAGAACUUCGUGGAAUCAAGGCCGACCCAGCUGAGGGAUUUGAUGUAGGAGCAAUUCUCUCCAUUGUUAGGAGGCAGUUGUCAAAUGAACGGGAGGCAACACGUAUUGAAGCAUUACACUGGAUGUCAACCCUGCUAAAUAGACAUCGGUCAGAGGUCUUAGUUUUUCUGAAUGAUGUCCUCGACACUCUUUUGAAGGCACUCUCAGAUCCCUCCGACGAGGUAGUGCUUUUGGUGCUUGAGGUGCAUGCAUGCAUAGCUGAAGAUCCACAAUACUUCCGCCAGCUUGUUGUUUUCCUAGUUCACAACUUUCAGCUUGAUUACUCUCUCCUGGAGAAACGUGGAGCUUUAAUAGUUCGUCGGCUAUGUGUACUUCUGGAUGCUAAAAGAGUUUAUCUUGAACUGUCCACAAUACUUGAAGGGGAAUCAGAUUUGGAGUUUGCAUCUAUCAUGGUUCAGGCCUUAAAUUUGAUUUUACUUACUUCAUCCGAAUUGUCCCACCUCCGAAAUCUUCUUAAACAAUCAUUAAUCAAUGCUGCCGAGAAAGACUUAUUUCUUUCUUUGUAUGCAUCAUGGUGCCAUUCGCCGAUGGCAAUAAUAAGCCUUUGCCUGUUAGUUCAGGCAUAUCAGCAUGCAAGUUCUGUUAUUCAAUCUUUGGUCGAGGAAGACAUCAAUGUCAAGUUCUUAGUCCAACUAGACAAAUUGAUCCACCUUCUGGAGACCCCGACCUUUGCUUACCUCAGACUGCAGCUUCUUGAACCUGGAAGAUACAUAUGGUUGUUAAAAGCCUUGUAUGGUCUACUGAUGCUGCUACCCCAGCAAAGUGCAGCAUUUAAGAUUCUUCGUACUAGGUUGAAAACUGUGCCUUCAUACUCCUUUAAGAAAGAACAAUUAAGACGAACUUCAUCUGGGAGUCCUUAUUCUCAAAAUAAUCAUGGGGAAGGUGGAUCCCAUUUUCCCGAGGAUGGCAACCUGAAUGAAAGUUCUUAUGAUAUUCAUAAUGGAAUAAAUUUUUCUUCGAGACUGCAGCACUUUAUGCAGAUUCAGCAUCAACAUCGCUUGCAUUUAAAGUCACAGACACACUCAUGUUUUAGUUCUACUUCAUCAACGAAGGAGGCACAAAUACUGGAAGAAUCUGAGCAACCGGCUCCAGCAUCAGACUUGAAUAGACCUCCUUCAAGAUCAUCAUAUAGAGGCCCGGGAUAGUUGCAGCUUUGACAGUUUCUUCUGCUCCUCUGAUCAUAGAGCGACUUCAUUUAUUGUCUUGUGCUUCAACAAAAGCUUGGUUGAGCUCUGCCAUUAGUUGUAAAUUGUAUAUCCUGUUAGUUUAAUUUGUCGAAAGAUCAUGAGGGUUGGGCUGGAAGAGGGGAAUGAAUAUUAAUCUAAGCUUGGAUGUGGAUGGUAUUCAUUUUUCAAUGUGAAAAUAUAGUGGAGAAGUUUGCCCAUGUGGUUCUAUUGUUUUUGUUGAAUACCAUAUGGGCAAACAAGUACAUAUGAUUCAAUUAUGUGUAUCUUGCACUUGUAAAUGAUUUAUGCCUCGUCUUUUUCUGGGAUUUAUUAAUUGGACCUGCAAAUUCUUGAGCUACA
Nicotiana tabacum (common tobacco) is the source of this 2754-nucleotide messenger RNA. RefSeq names its product protein VAC14 homolog. Lineage: Eukaryota; Viridiplantae; Streptophyta; Magnoliopsida; Solanales; Solanaceae. The record is from RefSeq and is a predicted model, not a curated record. Gene Ontology annotation, cellular component: PAS complex; endosome membrane. Gene Ontology annotation, biological process: phosphatidylinositol biosynthetic process.